Messenger RNA from Capsicum annuum, 774 nucleotides. Its product is annotated as photosystem II 5 kDa protein, chloroplastic. The transcript has a single exon. Bases 158 to 508 code for a protein of 116 amino acids. NCBI's taxonomy places the organism in Eukaryota, Viridiplantae, Streptophyta, Magnoliopsida, Solanales, Solanaceae. The record is from RefSeq and is a predicted model, not a curated record.
UUUGAUUAAAAUGGAUCCUUCUAGCACAAUUCAUAUGCAACUUUAAAUGUAACACAUAUCAUCAACUUCCCUUUGCAUGAGAUAAAAAAUAAAACUAUCAAGUACUACCAUAAAAUUGUGCAACAACUCCAAAAACAAUCACAAAAACUUUACCCUAAUGGUUUCUUUACCAAUGUUAUCUUCACUUGUUAGCCAUAUUGGAGGAUCCAACUAUAGGAGAAUCAGGAACGAAGGGCUUUCUACCCUUUCCCCCCGUUCAAAAAGCAAUAGGAGAAAAGUGUUAGAAGUGAAUGCCCUUAAUAAGGAUGAAAACAUUGUGACAAAGACAAAGGAAAAAAAGAUCAAUGGAAGGAGGGAAUUGGCUUUAGCCCUAAUGGCAAUAGCUGCCGCAAGUUCAUUUGCAAGUGUUGCUAUAGCUGAGGAACCAAAGGCAGGGACACCUGAGGCAAAGAAGAAGUAUGCUCCUAUUUGUGUCACAAUGCCAACUGCUAGAAUAUGUCACAAGUGAAAAAAUUUAGACGAAUUCGGAAUUUUGAGUUUAAUGGGUUCAACUUUUAAAAAAUUUAGUAUUAUACUCAUUAUAAUGUUAAAUUUAGGUUCGUGUCUACUGUACUCUGUGUUGAAAGUUAUAAAUAUAUGAACUAGCAGCCAACGGGUUAUAUUCACUGCUACUGAAACUCAUGUCCGUUGUAAAUAUGUAUAUGCAAGUUUCCUAUGUAAAUCUAAGUAAAUAAAAAGAGAAUGUUCCUCAAUUGCAAAGGAUUUGUUUGACCA